Fonsecaea nubica is the source of this 432-nucleotide messenger RNA. RefSeq lists its product as hypothetical. Bases 1 to 432 code for a protein of 143 amino acids. NCBI's taxonomy places the organism in Eukaryota, Fungi, Ascomycota, Eurotiomycetes, Chaetothyriales, Herpotrichiellaceae. The transcript is spliced from 2 exons. The record is from RefSeq and is a predicted model, not a curated record.
AUGUCAAAACCUCCGGCCCUUUCUGAGCUCAGUGAGCAAAGCGUCCAAGCGGCAAGAGACCAGAACAAGGCACCUCAGCCUCUGCCAGGCAAUCCAGUGUUUGUCGAUCUAGGCCAAAACUACCCCGCCGGCUAUACCUGGAGCAAUGAUCCGAAGGAUAUGAGCCUCGACACUUAUUUCGACCCUGGCAAAGCCAACCUGGCAGAUGAAUUUGCCAUCGAUGGUUUGAGACCAAUCUUGAAAGAUACGAACAGCGAGAUGUAUCUCCUCACAGCGAACAAUGCCAAGUUCUACUUGUGGGCUGCGGACGACGGACGCUUGUUCGUGUUCAAGGAUGAUUUGAAACUGACUCUGGAUACGGCCAUCGAUGAGGUCCUCAGUGGAAUCAAAUGGAGUAACCUGUUGCAGCAGUUUAAUAAGAACUAUGAUUGA